CCUCUCUGUGACUGGAAUCCUGUUCACAGUGAGAAUGGAACAAGGAGCCCUCUUUCAGAUUGGUUUCUUCCUCUUGCUUACAGUGGCAACAAUUUCAGCACUGCCACGGGACUGCACAGAGAUUCAGCAUAAGAGCAAGAAUGCUACUUCAGGGCUUUAUGUCAUUCAGCCUGUACGAUCCCCUCCACUUGUGGUCAACUGUGUCAUGAAUCGCAAUGGUGGCUGGACAGUGAUUCAAAGAAACAGAAGAAGCAGCAAGAUCACCUGGAGAGAAAGCUGGACCACAUAUAAAUAUGGCUUUGGUGAUGUGAUGAGUGACCACUGGCUGGGCAAUGAGUACAUCUACCUUCUGACCAAGCAGAAUAGGUACAAACUGAGAAUAGAGUUUAGAGACUAUAGAAAUACAUUUAAAUAUGCAGAGUAUUCUUCUUUUUACCUAGAACCUGAGAGUGGGAAGUAUACUAUCAGACUUGGCCCAUUUACUGGGAAUGUUCCUGAUCAACUGACCAGACUUACAAAGACUGCAAUGAUUGAUAACCAGGCUUUUACUACAAGGGAUAGAGAUAAUGACAACUACCGAAGUUGUUGUGCUGUUCGUUAUGGUGGAUGGUGGUUUGAUGCUUGUGGAUAUGCAUACCUUAAUAACAAGAACCCAUACUGGUCUGGAAUUUCCAUUUUGAAAGUCACCAUGAUGAUUCAAGCAACAUGUUAACUGGGGCUUCAAAGAAAGAUAUCAGUUUGUUUGCCACUCUUAUUUAUUCAGUGGCCAUGAAUAUCACAUAGUUAUUAUGAAAGAAAUCAAAUUAUUUCCAAGACUAUAAAAUGCCAGUGGUAUGCAGUAUACAAUCCACUCUUAGCUCCAACUUUCUGCCCAGGUAAUCAAUCCCAUAAA
Molecule: messenger RNA, 892 nt
Organism: Carcharodon carcharias (great white shark)
Lineage: Eukaryota; Metazoa; Chordata; Chondrichthyes; Lamniformes; Lamnidae
Product: fibrinogen-like protein 1-like protein
Exons: 3
Coding region: 35-712 (225 amino acids)
Source: RefSeq, a predicted model, not a curated record